Molecule: messenger RNA, 1068 nt
Organism: Darwinula stevensoni
Lineage: Eukaryota; Metazoa; Arthropoda; Ostracoda; Podocopida; Darwinulidae
Source: the annotation of a GenBank genome assembly
AUUUUGCACCGAGAUAGAGCAAAAAUUUUUCACGGAGAUAAACGCUUAUCUCCCGCUGCUUUUCCGCGAGGAAGGACCCGGAAAAACGGCGCAUUGCAUAUCUCUGAAAAAAAACGAAAGCGAAGCCAAGUUUUUGCGACCUGUUUUCGCUGAGGUCGCACCGUCUCUCUUCACCAUAUGGUCAACAUGCAGUCAUUCCGAGGUGUGUUGACGAUGCUGGCUCUUGGAGCCGCCUGCGCCGCCUUCGACCUGAAGCUGGCCACCUUCAACAUCAAGCAGCUCGGGGAUGCGAAGUUGGACAAGCCUGACGUCGUGGAAAUCCUUCUACAGAUCCUGGACGACUACGACCUGGUGUCCAUCCAGGAGCUGACGGACGCGGAUGGCAGCUGCGUCCCGCGCCUGCUCGACCUCCUCAACGAGGCGUCGGGGAAGGAUUACACGAACCUCACGUCGCCGAGGCUCGGCAGCUCGGACACCAAGGAGCAGUACCUCAUCCUGUACCGACCUUCCGUCGUCCAAGUGAAGAACAGCCUCCUCUACGACGACGUCGGCGACGACUUCGAACGGGAACCGGAAUCUUGGAUGACUCCAUCUGUCCUCCCAUUGCCUCCAUCUAUCCCCGCAUUGCCUCCAUCUGUCCUCGCAUUGCCUCCAUCUAUCCCCGCAUUGCCUCCAUCUGUCCUCGCAUUGCCUCCAUCUAUCCCCGCAUUGCCUCCAUCUGUCCUCGCUUUGCCUCCAUCUAUCCUCGCAUUGUCUCUCAUCACAAUGUCGAUCGCGUCGCAUCAUGUUGCAGGAGGCUACGUGUUCACUAUCGGGUCCAUCCACACGAGGCCCACCGCAGCGGUCCCGGAGUUGGACCAUUUCGCACUCGCCACGGACUGGGUGACGGACACCUCCGGCGUACAGGAGUUCAUUCUGCUGGGCGAUUUCAAUGCGGACUGCGAUUACGUGAAGGAAAGCGAUUGGCCCAACAUCAGCCUCUGGACCCGACAAGAGUUCGAGUGGCUCGUGGACCACGACGAGGACACCACCGCCAAUGGCAACACCUUCUGCGCCUACGAUAGGUGA